Molecule: messenger RNA, 2589 nt
Organism: Ornithodoros turicata
Lineage: Eukaryota; Metazoa; Arthropoda; Arachnida; Ixodida; Argasidae
Exons: 1
Coding region: 1-2589 (862 amino acids)
Biological process (GO): DNA integration
Molecular function (GO): nucleic acid binding
Source: RefSeq, a predicted model, not a curated record
AUGACAAGAGUGCCUUUCGGUACGACGUCAAGUCCCUUCUUGUUGACUGCAACUUUGCAGCACCAUCUACGGUCAGUGGACGAGCCCGAUAGAGACCUUGUUAACAAAUUAAUUGACGCAUUCUACGUCGACGAUCUGCUUCUUGGCGUAGCCAACGAUGAAGAAGGAAAGAAAAUCGUCCAAAGGGCUCAAGACCUCCUAGAGAAGGCAGGCAUGAAGUUAUCGAAAUGGACUUCAAAUUCAGCUGAGCUCCAAGACAUGUUCUUGAAUACACACGUUGGCAGCCUGAACGACGAGAAGCAGUUUUCAGAGCUGUCGCAGACCAAGGUCCUCGGUGUGGCGUGGGAUAGGCGCAGCGACAGGUUACGGUUCUCAGCGGAUCAUCUCAUGGAAGUAAUCUCUGACAUGAGAGACACCAAGAGGGCUAUAUUGGGAGCGUCCGCUAGGCUGUUCGACCCGUUAGGCUUCUUAUCCCCGUACACUAUCAGAGCUAAGAUGCUCUUCCAAGAGCUUUGGAAGGCGAAGCUGGAUUGGGAUACAGAAUUCCUGACGAUUUGGCCAAGAAGUGGCAUGCGUGGCGCGCUGAGCUACCCGACCUACGGGACGUGUCCGUGCAACGAUGCGUACUCCCGGAGAGUGGUUCGGUACGGUACCAACUCCACAUCUUCACACGCCAGUCCAAGUGCCUAUGGAGCGUGUGCAUUCCUUCGAAGCACAAGUGACACCAUGGAGACGAAAGUGGUUCUACUCUUCGCCAAAUCACGCGUGGCGCCACUGAAAGUCAUCACGCUACCCAGACUAGAGCUACUGGGAGCUGUGGUUGGUGUUCGAAUCGGGAAAUUUCUACAUCAAGCACUGGCUCUACCGGAUGAGGAGAUGACUUUCUGGACAGACUCCACUAUUACACUGAGUUGGAUCCAGAGUAAAGCAAGCAGGUGGAAACCCUUCGUCAGAAACAGGGUAGCUGAGAUCCAAGAAAAGAGCAGUGUGCAGCAGUGGAGGCACUGCCCUGGGUAUGAGAACCCCGCGGACGCGGUGACGAGAGGACAAACUGUCAAGACGUUGUCUCGAAACAAACAGUGGUUCGAGGGGCCAUCUUGGCUUUCGAAGCCGGAGCAGUUUUGGCCGGAACAGCAUCAGAAUGAUGUCAGUGCCUUCAGCAGUGUCACGGAUGAAAUGACAAAAGCGGCGGUUCUGACAACUGGCGCAGAAGCAACUUCCCCUUUGUUCGACCUUGCUACGUACAGCGACUACAACCGCGCUCUGCGCGUUACCAGCUGGGUCAGAAGGUUCACGGAAAACUGCCGUCGUAGCGUGCGAACCACCGGGCCGCCUACAGCCAUCGAGAUAGCAGAGUCAGAGACGUUUUGGGUGAAACACACUCAGAAGGAAGUCUUUCCUGAAGAGAUUCAAGCGCUGACAAAGAAUCGUAGAAUCAGCGAAACUUCAAGGAUAGCUCAGCUCAACCCUUUUCUCGACGAAGGUGGAGUAAUGCGGCUAGAGGGCCGGCUUCAGUGUUCAGACAACUGUGAGGAUAUCAAACAUCCCAUCAUACUACCGAAAUGCCACGCCUUGGCUAGGCUGAUUAUUAUGAACACGCACCGACGCAUGCUACACGGCGGGGUACAGACGACAAUGUCGGCUUUGCGUGAAAGAUGGUGGUUGCUUCAAGCUAGACAGGCAGUGAAGUCGGUCAUCCACCGGUGUGCUGUCUGCGUGAGAUUCCGGGCACGACCAGCGUCUGCGCCAACAGCACCGCUGCCAGCUACCCGGACCGACCCGACUCACCCAUUUGAUACCACGGGUGUGGACUUUGCUGGCCCCCUAUAUGUGAAGACCACAACCAACACGGCAUCACCAAAGUGUUAUGUCGUACACUUCACUUGUGCGACCACGAGAGCUGUACAUCUGGAGUUGGCGACGGAUUUAACAGCGAGAGCCUUCGUCAUGGCAUUCCGGCGAUUUUUGUCAAGGAGAGGGGUACCGUCUACCAUCUACAGCGACAACGCUCUGGCCUUCAAGAAAGCGGCGCGAGACAUCCGAGAGCUCUGGAAAGCCAUGUGCAGCACCGAGUUUCAAGAUUUUGUCUCGACAAAACGGAUUCACUGGCAAUUUAUAGUCGAGAGGGCAGCCUGGUGGGGCGGCAUGUGGGAACGGAUGGUUCGAACUGUCAAGAACUGUCUACGCCGAUCCCUGGGUCGCCAAAGUCUCACAUUCGAGGAGCUAGAAACGCUUCUCUCAGAAGUAGAAGCUGUCGUAAACUCAAGACCAUUAACCUUUCUACAUUCGAGUCCAGAGGAACCCAUCGCGCUGACUCCAGCGCACCUGCUGAUCGGAAAGACUUUGACGGCCUUGCCGGAACAACCUGCGGCUCCUGUGAAGCCUUCGACAGCCAGUACAGCGGUCAAAAGAUGGCGUCACCGACAACAGAUUGCGGACAGGUUUUGGAAGAGGUGGAAACAGAGUACCUCCUUGAACUUCGGUCGGCACAUUUGUGUCGCGCUCAACGUAACCAAAGAGCAAUUGGCGAAGGUGAUGUGGUCCUACUGCAUGAAGACAAGGCGCCAAGGAGCAUGUGGAAGCUCGUGA